Messenger RNA from Paralichthys olivaceus (Japanese flounder), 2351 nucleotides. RefSeq names its product rootletin. NCBI's taxonomy places the organism in Eukaryota, Metazoa, Chordata, Actinopteri, Pleuronectiformes, Paralichthyidae. The record is from RefSeq and is a predicted model, not a curated record.
CUCACUUCAUCCUGAGAGUCUGAGAGCAGCGUCUUGUCUUCAUCCUCUUCAUCUCUUCAUCGUCCUCCUCCCUCUCAGCUCUCCCCUCAUGGCGGCCCCCUCCAAGUCGUCCCAGAAGGCCAAGAAUGUGGCCAUCGCCCUGCUGGCAUUGUGGUCCAUCGUCUCUCUCAUUGUAAUCGUGGUUUGGGCAACGUCUCCGGACCUGAAGAGCUCGGCGCAGUGUCGGGCCGAGCUACAGGACAUCAGGGAGAAGCUGGAGGGCGCUAAGGUGGUGUGGGGGAAGGACCGGGUGGCGCUGGAGGAGAAGGUGGAGAAGGAGAGGGAGGAGCAGGUUCGCCUAACGGCCAACAACGUGCUGCUGCUGGGACGCCUGAACGCCACCAACACCUCGCUGGAGGAGUGUCGGCAGGAGAACGUCGUCCUGAACGCGAACAUCAGCUUCCUGCUGGAGGAGGUGGAGCGACUGCUUCAGACCGAGACCAACCUCACGACUCAGCUCGGCCUGAAGGAAGAUCACAUCGACGCCCUGCAGCAGAACCUGACUCAGGCCUCUCAUCAGACCGAGUCAUGCUUCAGUCUGAAGGAAGCCGCUCAGAGUCAGAUGGUGGCGGCUCAGAUCCAGACCAAAGCCUGCGAGUCCAACCAGCAGUACCUGCAGAAACAGCUUCACAAGUGUAAAGCUGUCGACUCUCAGCCUCCUCAGCAGACGACACCGAAGGAGAACCAGGCCUCCACUGACAAGAGGUCUGCUGCCCCACCCCUCGCUGGUAUUCCGGUGCUGACGCUGCUCGUCUCCGUUGCUCUGCAUCUGAUGACCUGAGCUCUGCGUGUCUGAGUCUGAGAGUACUGUGGUCCAGGAAAAGGGGGCGGAGCCUGGACAAACCUAAUGACUGCUGUACAAACUUCCUGUCUACACAACAAACAGAUUGCUAUGGAAACGCUCCCAUCACGCUGUUGUAUGAUUGGACACAAACUUUGCUUUAAGUGGAAAAGCUGAGACGUUCACUGACCGUUAAUGAAUUCGUUUCCUCAACGCUUCACAGAGAUCACUGUUUGCACUUCCUGCUGCUGGUUUCAACGUCCUGCUGCUGGUUUCCACUUCCUGCUGCUGGUUUCCACUUCCUGCUGCUGGUUUCCACUUCCUGCUGCUGGUUUCCACUUCCUGCUGCUGGUUUCCACUUCCUGCUGGCUUCUUCUGCUUUAGUCUGUUCAGUUCUGCAUCAGUUUUCAGACAACUUCAGAUCCUCAUGGUCAAUCUCCAGUUUCAUUCACAACACUCAGUAAGGAUUUGUCUCCGUCCUCGGGGAACUGGUCCUGUGGAGGGAAACUAUGGGUCGUACAUUUUUUAUUACAUUUCGGCAAUUAACGCUUGUUGUUAUUAAACCAUUACAGGUGAAGUGUUUUACAUAUCAUCGAUAUUGUCUCUGUCAGUGCCACUUAAACUGAGACGCCCAUCUUCUCUUCCUGGUUGGUUCUCAUCAGUCACAUGACUCGACUAACAGCGGUGAAGGCAAAGCGUUGUUAACACUUCCUGUCAGUAACAGUUCCACCUCGUCGUCGAUCAGAGAAAAGACUUUUCACCAUCACUGUUCCUCUAUUUCUGUAACUAAGCAACCAGCUGCAGCGGAGACAAUCUUCUUCCUGUUUACACCACAUGACCAAUGGUCAUUAGACAAGUGUUUCCUGGGCCCUGAAGUAUGAAGCAGGAUUUGUGGUUAUCAGGUUAACUUCAGGUUUCAUUCAGAAUUUUCUACGAAGCUGUUGGAGGGUUGAUACUUGGAACAGAAGAUUUUGAUUGGCGGCUGAGUGAAGGGUCAGAGGUCAAGAAGAGCUGUGUCAUGAUCAGCAUAGACUUUUUGAUAAUAAUCAAUAAUUAUUGAUCAGAGUCAACAUGAGGUUAAACAGUUGAAUGACGCAUGAGUCGGCUAAAGAGCGUUGUUCUUUUUCCUGACGUAAACUGAAUCAAACUUGACGUGUGUGGAACUCGUGACGAUCUGAGAUGAAGUGAAUCUAGAACCUGAUUUUUAAAUGAUCAUUAAAACCUGGUUCACAGCUGACAGGAAGCUGACGUCCCUCAGUUCUCCUGAUACCGAUCGAUCGUCAAUGACCAGCUGAUACAGAUGAGAACAGGGUCGAUGAGUGUGAAGGAAUUUAGAUCUGCUUUUGUUUCCGUGCUUUUUAUGAUGUUUAACAAAUGAAAAACUUGCAGCUUGAAGCUUCGUCACUGCAGCUGAAGAAUGACUCGACUUUUAGAAGCUUUUUUAUUUUAUCUGAUGCUGGUUUGGGAUUUACUUUGUUUGGGGGAUUGAUGUCAAUGAUAUGAAUAAAUCUGAGGAGUUUGUUAAAGUCAA